Molecule: messenger RNA, 521 nt
Organism: Myzus persicae (green peach aphid)
Lineage: Eukaryota; Metazoa; Arthropoda; Insecta; Hemiptera; Aphididae
Product: zinc finger HIT domain-containing protein 1
Exons: 2
Coding region: 32-511 (159 amino acids)
Biological process (GO): chromatin remodeling
Cellular component (GO): Swr1 complex
Molecular function (GO): nucleosome binding
Source: RefSeq, a predicted model, not a curated record
CUUUUAAAUUACUUUUUUCUAAUAGUUAAAAAUGUCUUCAAAAGUAGGAAUGGGUAGGGAAUCGGGAAGAUUAAAAGAUGCUGAUAAAAAAAAGGUCCUUGAUACAGCAACCAGAAAUCGUAGAGCACGUAGGGCUCUAGAGAGUUUAGAAAUGGAUAACUAUCAACAAGAUCCCCAUGCUGACAUUGUUUUGAAUAAAAAAGCCCCUAAAUUUUUAGAUACUAUCGAGGCUAAAGGAGUAAGGCGUAAAAAGGAAAAAAGUGCUGAAUAUUAUAAACAAAAAUUUCGAAGGACAUUUGAACAGUUGAUCGAAGCUGAUCAAUUUAACAACCGUGAUCCACCCAACUAUAAUUCAAUAGAAGCACCCUCAUCAAACUUGCCACGCAGAAUAUUUUGCGCAGUUUGUGGAUUCAAGAGUUCAUACACAUGUACAACAUGCGGUGCACGAUAUUGUUGUAUUUCUUGUUUAGGUACGCACCAAGCGACUCGAUGUCUUAAAUGGGCUGUAUAAAUUUGUGACA